Lactuca saligna is the source of this 588-nucleotide messenger RNA. The record is from the annotation of a GenBank genome assembly. NCBI's taxonomy places the organism in Eukaryota, Viridiplantae, Streptophyta, Magnoliopsida, Asterales, Asteraceae.
AUGUGUCAAAAGGAGGCAUUAAUCAGGGUAAUUUGGCUGCUCCUAACUCUUUUGCAGGUAUUCUUGGGAAUGCUCAAGCCUACUAUGCCAACAUGGCAACUCAGGAACUCGGAAAUCAAGCUUUUUUCAGCUUUAUUACAGGAUCACAACAGCAACACAUCCCACUAUCGGGUCCAACUCAGCAACCUGUCAACUUUCAUGCUAGGCUUCCUCCGCCAGCCCACUUCUUUCAUCCCACAGCCUCUUGGUCCAGCCUCUUUCCCCGCCACUAGCAUGUCCUCUCCGAAGAAGAAUAAAAAUGACGAAGUUACUGUUUCAAAGGUCGAGGAAAAACAAACUGAACCAGAGACUGUCAAACCUUUAAAAGAAGUGGUUCCUUCAAAGACCGAUGUGUUCAAGAAAAUUAAGAAGAUGGAACAUAUGUCACGAAGCUCUUCUGACAGGUCUCCCAGCUUUUCUCCAUCCAUGAUUCGCAAGCCACACGUUACAAGAAAAGGUGUUGUGCUUCGCGAAGUUCCAGUUCCUGUUUCCCCAUCAGCAAAGAAAAGAAAAGCUAAAGAUAUGGCCAAACACAUUUCCAAGAACUAG